AUGAUAGGAUCAAGUUCAAAUGAUAAAUUACCAUAUGCAGCUGAUGUAUCGAUUUCAUUAAGUACAGAAGAAUUAAAAGUAUUAAGACAACAAUAUCAAACAGAAGAAAGUAAAGGAUGGGUUUCGAUUCAAACUAAAUUUAAUUUAGCUUGGGGUUUGGUUAAAGGAAAUGUUAAGAAUGGUGAAGUUUCUGAAGGGAUUGCUAUCUUUAUGGAUGUUUAUCGUCAAGAACCUACUAGGAGAAGAGAAUGUCUUUAUUAUCUUUCUUUAGGUCAUUAUAAAUUAGGAAACUAUGGUGAAGCAAAGCGAUUUAUUGAUUUAUUGUUAGAAAAAGAACCAAGUAAUCUUCAAGCUAAAUCACUUUCUGAAUUAAUUACCAAAGGUGUCACUACAGAGGGGUAUAUUGGGAUGAGUUUAAUGGGAGGAGCAGCAAUUGUAGGUAGUAUACUUUUAGCAAGUUUCUUCAAAGGAGGAAAACAUAAAUGA
Molecule: messenger RNA, 486 nt
Organism: Melampsora larici-populina 98AG31
Lineage: Eukaryota; Fungi; Basidiomycota; Pucciniomycetes; Pucciniales; Melampsoraceae
Exons: 4
Coding region: 1-486 (161 amino acids)
Biological process (GO): peroxisome fission; mitochondrial fission; autophagy of mitochondrion
Cellular component (GO): peroxisomal membrane; mitochondrial outer membrane
Molecular function (GO): protein binding
Source: RefSeq, a predicted model, not a curated record